Messenger RNA from Ostertagia ostertagi, 813 nucleotides. The record is from the annotation of a GenBank genome assembly. Lineage: Eukaryota; Metazoa; Nematoda; Chromadorea; Rhabditida; Trichostrongylidae.
AUGACGACGGCCGUUAUGGUCAGCGAUUUUGCCCCUGGCCAUCGUCGUCGUCUCGAGAACAUCGGUAUGAAUUGUGCUCGUUGUUUAGCAGAAAAACAGCGAGCAGUCAUAGCACGAGCGAUCGCCGGCUAUCAAGCGAAGACGUGCAUUAGAUUCGUUCCCAAGACUGCUCAAGAUCGAGAUUUUAUAGUCAUCUCAAAGCUAGGAUGGGUGAGUGGUUUCGAGAACUGCUAUGCCGAUUUUGCUCGUGUGGGCGGGCGACAGCAAGUGUCACUGGCAGGACGAAUGUAUCGACUAUGCGACGAUUGUUCACGAACUUAUGCACGUGAUCGCGGCCGUAUGACGACGGCGUUAUGGUCAGCGAUUUUGCCCCUGGCCAUCGUCGUCGUCUCGAGAACAUCGGGUCAAUUAACGUACCUUACUGCUCAAGACUUCCGCAAUGCCGCUCUGCUCCCACCAAUCAGCCAACGGAUGAGACCUCUCUACAACGAUCAGCGCAGAAAAACAGCGAGCAGUCAUAGCACGAGCGAUCGCCGGCUAUCAAGCGAAGACGUUUCAUUCACGAGCAUCAACGAGAAGAUCGCGAUGGUUACGUCAACAUUCUAUACCAGAAUAUCCUUCCUGAGCAGCGACUCGAUUUUUGACAAGCUUUCUACGCUGGAUCUCACCUAUUACGGUGAGACAUACGACUACCUCUCAAUUAUGCACUACGAGAAAAACGAAGGUAGUCGGAAUGGAGAAAACACGAUUGAGGCGAAAGGAUGCUCGAUACAUGAAUCUGAUGGGCAAAAGCACCGACUUCUCAGAGUCUGA